Molecule: messenger RNA, 902 nt
Organism: Sebastes umbrosus (honeycomb rockfish)
Lineage: Eukaryota; Metazoa; Chordata; Actinopteri; Perciformes; Sebastidae
Product: profilin-2-like
Exons: 4
Coding region: 161-553 (130 amino acids)
Molecular function (GO): actin binding
Source: RefSeq, a predicted model, not a curated record
GCGAGGGUGGAGGGGGGUGGCGCUGGGUGACAGCGAAGCAGGAAGCUGCCUUCAGGCUGGGAGUGGUCAGACACUAUAAAAGACGGCUCGUCUUCCUUCUUUGUGCAUUUGACUUCUCUCUUCCUCCUCUUCCUCAUACCUGAAACUCUACCUGCACAGGAUGUCGUGGGACGACCACAUCGCCUCGCUGAGGUUCGGAGGACUCAUUACAGAAGCAGCCAUCUGUGGGUUCGAUGGGUCGGUAUGGGCCGCCUCAGAGAGCCUGAAGGGUAUUAUCACGGCGGAGCAAGUUAAGUGCCUAAUUGGACCCUCAAGUGCCAUGACAGAGUGUGGCCCGACGGUCGGAAAUAUUAAGUGCAUGUUUGUGAAAGAUGACCGCGACAAUGAGCAGAGCUUCUGCUUGCACCUGAAGGGCAAUAAAAACUCUGGACUACAAACCGUCUGUGUUGGCAAGACCUCGAAAGCUAUUGUCAUCGGUAUAGCUCCACCAAAUGCUUCCAUCGCCCAAAGAGUGUUCACGACCACGAAGCUCCUGAGAGACAACAAAUGUUAACUCCUGCUCCCCUCAGACAAGACGGACGCCUCCCGGUCUCCCCCUGUCCCCCCCGUACCUCCCAUCCCCUGUCUCCCCCACUGUCUCCCCCUGUCCCCCCCAUCCCCUGUCUCCCCCACUGUCUCCCCCCCUGGACCCCCCCCUGCGUAACCACUCCAGAAGAUGGUCGUCCGUUCCAAGCUUCUAAUCCUCUUCCUCCUGCCAUCAAGGAUAAAGUUGUUCAAAGUUGUAUUCCAUGUAAUGAUUGAUUGAUUGAUUGAUUGAUUUAUUGAUUGAUUGAUGAACCUGUUGGUUGUUAACAGCUCUGAUCGGUGUCGGUGGUGAAAUAAAUAAAGCUUCUUUAUUCUGA